CUGUGUUUUUGUGAAUCAAGAAUUUCACCUGAAAUUUUAAGUGGGUUUGUUUCUACGGUAAGAACUCUGUUGGUUUUGACCAUGGAGUUUCUGGACGAGGACGCUAGACCCAGAUUCCUCCUCCAAUCCAAGCCGCUACCUCAAUCUCCGGCCGGCGGCGGCGGCGGCGGCGGCGGCGGAGAAUCAGAUCAAGGAACAACGUCUCUGCAUCUGCCGACUGUCUUCAUCUCCCUCUCCAUCUCCAUCCCGGUUCUUGCCCUCGCCCUACUCCACUUCACCUCCGAACCCCUCAAUUCCAUCCUCUUAUGGCUCUCCAUUUCCCUCCUCAUCGGCCCGUUUGCGCCCCUCUCCGUCACCGCCGGCGACAUCCGGGUCGGCCUCGGCCCUCCCGUCCAGCUCGACGAUCCCGCCGAUUCCGAGCCCGAAAUCCGGAAAUCCAGUAAGAAAUCAGCCAAACCCUUCAGGAAAUCCGUCCAAUCCGAAUCCCUAUCCGGAUCGGCCCCAACUGGUUCCGAACCCGAACCCGAACGGAUCAAUUCCUUUGCGGGGAAAUCAAAGAAAGAGGAAAGGGUGGCGCCGGAGGAGAAGGAUUGGAGCGAAGGAGAUGUCGAACUGUUGAAGAAACUGUUAGGGAAGCAUCCGGUGGGGAAGCCGGGGAGAUGGGAGGCGAUCGCGGAGGGGUUCAACGGGAGGCACAGAGUGGAGGGGGUGAUCAAGCAGGCGAAAGAAUUGGGGGAGAAGAAGGCGAACAAUGCUUCGGAUUCGUACCAGAAGUUCCUGAAAGACAGAAAGCAAAUCGACAGCCAAGAAAGAGGAGGGGAUGGUUCGGAGGAGGAGGCAAAGGGAGAAGACGAAAGCGGUGGCGGGGGGUGGACGGGCGGGGAGGAUUUGGCACUGCUCAAUGCACUGAAGGCGUUCCCCAAGGAGGCGGCGAUGAGGUGGGAGAAGAUCGCCACCGCCGUGCCCGGGAAAGGAAAGGCUGCUUGUAUGAGGAGAGUGAGUGAGUUGAAAAGGGAUUUCAGGAGCUCCAAGGCUGCUGCAUCCUCUGCUGUUGAGGCUUGAGGUUCUUUGCUUAGGGCGUGUUUGGAUGGAUGGAGGGGAACACAUUUGAAUAUUUGAUUCAUAGCAUUUUUAGGGCUGAUUUCUCUGCAUCUCUUCCAAACACACCUUCAAGAGAGGCACUACAAGAUAUAGUACUCGGUAUGAUGUAGUCUGUCAGAUUAUACUCUCUUUUUUUUAGUCUUUUUCAUUUUAAUUAUUUGAAUACUCUUGAGAUGAAAUGCAUUACUCCCUAAUUUUUAUUAUGUCUCCAAUAAGACUCUUUCCUGCUG
Cuscuta campestris is the source of this 1331-nucleotide messenger RNA. Lineage: Eukaryota; Viridiplantae; Streptophyta; Magnoliopsida; Solanales; Convolvulaceae. The record is from the annotation of a GenBank genome assembly.